AUGAAUCCCGAUCGCGACCGCCCUCCCUUCCCAAGGGACCCCCGCGACCGCGAUCCCCGCGACCUUCGCGACCCCCGUGACCCUCGAGACCCCCGCGACCCUCGAGACCUUCGCGACCCCCGCGAUCCUCGCGAUGUGCGUGAUCCUCGCGACCCAAGAAAUGACCCUCGAAAUGAUCCUCGCCCCGAUCCCCGAGACGGCCCUGGCCGCUUGGGAGCGCCCUAUGGAGCGCAUCCAUGGGACCGACGGACCGACAUUGAGCGUGAACGUGCCGAACGCGAACGUGAACGUGAAAGGAUGGAGCGCCCACCUGACCGUGACCGCGAGCGCGGACCCUUGGCCUCGCCUGGCCGGAUGGGUUACGCACCACCCAGGUCAGUGCUGUCCACUUCGCCGACUCUGAGUCGCCCUCCGACUGUUCCGCCCCCCGGCUCGGUCAAACCCGCUUCGCCCCCUACUUCGAGGCAGAACGCCCCCCUUCCCAGCUUUGCCAGCCUCAGCUCCCGACCUCUCGGCGCUCCUAGCUUCGAUGGUGGGCGCGAGCGAUCCGGUUCCAACGCUAGCUCGACGGCCGAUAAGAUCCCUACCGAUCAGAGGUCACAGUCCGCAAACAGCCAGCGUGGCGAGCCUAUGGGAGGUCUCCCCAGCAUCGGUCAAUCUUCUCCGGUGAAGAGCUCCGUCCCCAUGCCCAGCGCUGCCGGUCGUGGUCUGUUUGGUGGUCCUCCCCCGCUCGGUCAACCAGCUCGCGAACCUCAGCGGUCGCCCGUGCAUCCUACCGCCAACAGCCCUACUCAGGCGUCGCGCGAGCCUCCCAAGCCGCCUAUUGCCGGGCCCGGCUCGACCUCCACUUCCCAGUCGGCGCGUCCUCCUUACUCGUUUUCCUCCACUUAUGCUUCGGCCUACACGCAGCCGUACAGCUCGUACGGAGGCCUUGGGGGCAGCAGUGGUAGCGGCGGUAGCUUCCUUGGUGGAGGAAGCGGCUAUCCUUUCGCGUACUCGGCGCAGGAGCGCGAGAGGCGGGAGAAGGAGCGCGAACGCGAGAGGGAGCAGCGUGAUCGUGAACAGCGCGACCGCGAAGCUCGUGACCGCGAGCAGCGCGAGCGGGAGGUUCGCGAACGCGAGGCCAAGGAGCGAGAAAUGCGGGAACGUGAAGCUCGCGAGCGCGAGCGUGAACGUGAACGCAAGGAGCGGGAGCGCGAAGAGCGUGCUCGCGCGGAGAAGGAGCGAGAGCGUCGCGCUUACGGAGUGGAGUCCAAACCGUUCCAACCGCCCCGCCAGUCGUCGAGCACAUACGACAUGUACCGACCGCGCCCGCCUGCUGGACCCCCGGCCCAGGCACCUCCCGGCGGUAUGUACCAGGAGCCGAAAUUCACUCGCCACAUCGAGGUCCUCAACCGCCCGGAGCCGCAGCCGUACCCUGCUCUGGAGAAGGCUGUGCCCGCUGUCCCUCCACCUGCCGCGCAGCAGCCGCCCACGUCGCGCGCUCGGAACGAACCCAAACCGCAGCCUCAGCGUGAAUAUCAGUACACUCCCCGGGAUAAGAGACCGCGAAUGGACGCUGCCGUCGAGGAAGCCGCGCCCUCGAACCGUCGUGCCACUAAGAAGAAGGCUCGCAAGGACGAGGAGAAGAAGGAGCAGCGCGACUGGUCGCAGGUGACAAACCUGACCAAGAAGUGGCCCGAGGUCUCCAGCGCCCCGGUCGAGGCGUGGCUGAAGCGCGUCAGUGACCUCAACCGCGUCGUCGGACACGAAGUGUACGGUGGCUCCGAAUGGUCGCUCGCCCAGACGCGAAGCACCGGUCACGAUGCGGAAGGCGGCAUUGUCGUCGUCCGCGUCGGGGGUGGCUUCCUCGGCACGCGAUGGAAGGUCCGCGGCGAGCCUGGCUGGGACGACGCCAAGUCCACUGGUGGUGACGGUGCAACCGUCGGGCUAGGAUGGGCGCCUGGAGGGCAGGCACACAGCGAGCGUCGUAUCUGGGGCACGGACGUGUACUCGGAUGAUUCCGACCUUGGGCUGGUGCUCGUCCACGCUGGCUGGAUUCGAUGGGGUGGAGCCCCCACACGAUCCGACGACGACAUUGUGCAUGUCACCCUCCGUGUCGUGCCUCGUCUGGUGCGCUACACUGCGACCGAGCGCAACGGCGUUGUCACUCGGGCAUGGGGCAACGGCCAUGACGGCUCGAGCAUCGUCGUCGAGGGCGUUGAGCGAGUUAAGUCUUACAGCAGUCGUCUGCCGAAGCGCGCCGCUCGGAAAAUGCACAUGGCUGAGCUUGCGCGCCAGCGCGCUGUCGUCAUGGGCACCGCACCCACUCCCCCGUCACUGGAGAAGCAGGCGGGUGUUCUGGACGAGGACAUCAACCCCGACGAAGUCGAGAUCACUCCCUCUCUCGAAGCACCAGUGACACCAGCAGCGCCGUUCGUGUUCCUCGCCGGCCAGGCCGGAUUCGCAUACACGCCGCUCGCGCUCACAGCCUACAUCGACCAGCCCGGCGAUGACGACAAGAACGUGCGCAGCCUGUGGACGCACGACCUCGAGUUCGGCACGGCCGAGGACGCGUACCGCCUCCACCUGAGCCUGAACGACUAUGGCGCGCAGCGACUCAAGAUCUCGACCUACUCGCCGAUCAAGCAGGGCAAGCCCGAGCUGAUUGUCGACUCGCUCGACCCCCGUCUCGCGCACUGGGUCGAGAACGGGCUCGCCAUCCAGCUCGCCGAGGGUACGGGCGUCUUAUGCGGCGCUGAGAUUUACCGCUGGAUUGCGCGCGAGGGCGGCAAGCUCUCGGUCGACGGCGACGAGACGCCUGCCGAGAAGGAGGUUCACGAUGAGGCGAUGGAUGUCGAGCCCGCUGUCCCCGCGAAAUCGGCUGCCAAGUCACCGGCCAAGUCGCCCGCAAAGGUUCUCGAUGAGCCCGAGCAGAACGGCGACAAGCCCGCGAACGCCGAGCCCAAGGCCAAGUCGCCCUCCAAGUCGCCCGCGAAGGAGCUCGAGCCCAUCGCGGCCGAGAAACCGGCUGAGAGCGAGGCGAAGAGCCCGGCAAAGUCGGCGGGGCCGGCCGAAAAGUCUCCGUCUCCCACGGCGCCCGAGGGCGAUGUCUCGAUGGCUGAGCCGGAGCCCGAGCCAGAGAAGGAAGAGCUCGCCAAGGCUGCCGAGCCCGAGCCCGAGGCGAAUGAGGAGAAGUCCGCUUCGCCCGCGAAGGAGCCUGAGCCUGAACGCAAGGAGGCGUCGCCGGCCAAAGCUCCCGAGGCCACGGAGCCCGCCGCCGAGACUGAGCCCGAGAAGCCCAAAUCGCCCAAAAAGACGACCGAGGAGCCCGAGGAGGGCGAGGUGAAGGAGGACGAGGCCCCCAAAGCGGCUGCUCCUGUUGAGAAGGAGAAGUCCAAGUCCAAGUCCAAGUCUCCCGAGAAGCCCGCCGAGGCCGAAGACGGCGAGGUCAAUGAGCCGUCUCCCAAGCCUGCCGCUGAGCCCGAGGCGCCCAAGCCUGCCUCUCCUAAGCCGACCGAGCCCGAGGAGAAGGCGAAGGAGCCCUCGCCCAAGGCGCCCACACCUGAACCGAAGGCCGACAAGCCCGAGCCCUCCGAGUCUGAGGUCAAGGACAAGUCCGAGUCCAAGGACAAGUCCGAGUCCAGGGACAAGCCUGAGUCCAAGGACGACAGGGCGCCUUCCAAGCCCUCCUCGGCCGAUAAGCGCGACGACCGGGACGACCGGGACGACCGGGACGACCGCGACCGUCGCGACCGUGAAGAGCGCGAGCGCCGUGAGGACAGGGAACGCCGCGAGGACCGCGACAGGGAGAAGCGGGAGAACCGCCCAUCCCCGCCCAAACAGGAGCCCAAGGCAGAGCCCAAGCCGGAGCCCACUAAGCCGGAAGAGGACGAGCGCGAAGAAGGCGAGAUCUCCGAAUCGUUGCCGGAACCGAGCGAGCCGGACGCACACCGAGAGGAUGGCGAGCUCAUGGACAUCGACCGGUAG
This is a messenger RNA of Trichosporon asahii var. asahii CBS 2479, 3969 nucleotides long. RefSeq lists its product as uncharacterized. The coding region runs from base 1 to 3969 and encodes 1322 amino acids. The transcript has 2 exons. Lineage: Eukaryota; Fungi; Basidiomycota; Tremellomycetes; Trichosporonales; Trichosporonaceae. The record is from RefSeq and is a predicted model, not a curated record.